AUGAAUUUGCCAUAGGUAUUCAGUGUAUUCACAGAUAAUAACUAAUUUGAGAAAUUCAUUGAAGAUCUUGUGGCUGACUGUGUCCAUGGAAUUAAAUUACCUUAUUUGAGUCAAUUUCCUGAGAUCAAUCAUUAUAAUCUAAUUGUUGAGGCCCAAUAAUUUAUGCAGUAGUUUAGUGAAUACUUGUUGGAAAUGAAUAAUCAAAACAGAGAAGAAGUACUCUUCAAUAUUAAAAUCAGGUCUAAAGAUUAUUGGAAAAAUUAAAAACAUAAAUAGAUGCAGAAAAACACUAGAUCUUCACCAGAAUAAUAACUGAGAACUUUAAAGGGAUGUGUAAAUAAGCAUUAUACACACAUAUUGCAUUGUCCAAAUAUGUAUUAAUUGAUUACAAUUGGAAUUUGAAUGUACAUUCUAAUAAUUCUAUAUAGUUAACAAUAUCAUCCAAUAAAAUAGCCAAGUCAUAGAUUCCUACAAUAAUAGUGGAAUUGCAUUUGCAAACAUUAGAUAAUAUAGCCAAUAAAAAGAAGAUUAGGUUUGAGAUGACUAAAGAAGAACUAGAAUAGUUUGUAGGUAAAUUAUAAAAAGUUAUGA
This is a messenger RNA of Paramecium octaurelia, 591 nucleotides long. NCBI's taxonomy places the organism in Eukaryota, Ciliophora, Oligohymenophorea, Peniculida, Parameciidae. The record is from the annotation of a GenBank genome assembly.